Pocillopora verrucosa is the source of this 3091-nucleotide messenger RNA. RefSeq names its product DNA replication licensing factor mcm2. Gene Ontology annotation, cellular component: nucleus; MCM complex. Gene Ontology annotation, molecular function: 3'-5' DNA helicase activity; ATP binding; single-stranded DNA binding. Lineage: Eukaryota; Metazoa; Cnidaria; Anthozoa; Scleractinia; Pocilloporidae. The record is from RefSeq and is a predicted model, not a curated record. Gene Ontology annotation, biological process: DNA replication; double-strand break repair via break-induced replication; mitotic DNA replication initiation.
CCGGAGAAGACGACAGCAUGGCGGAAUCUUCAAGCAGUAUUGGUGUACCCAGCAGUCCUCACAGAGCAGAUGGCUUGACGUCAAGUCCAGGAAGGGAUCUGCCACCGUUUGAAGAUGAAACAGAUGCAGUCCUUGGUAACGAUGAUGUGGGAGAGGAGGAAGAAGGGGAAGAAUUGUUUGGUGAUCGAAUGGAACAAGAUUACCGUCCAAUUCCAGCCCUUGAUGUCUAUGAUCCUGCUGCAUUGGAUGAUGAGGACUUUGAUGAGAUGACACCAGAAGCUCGGCAGGAAGCUGAGCGUCUCAUGAGGAAGAGGGACAGAGAAGAAGCUGCUGCAAGAGGAAGACUUCAUAGGGGACUUCUUUAUGAUGAAACUGAUGAAGAAGACGAGGAACAACCAAGACGCAGACGUAGACUUGCAGAAAGGGCUGCUGAUGGUGACAUGCAAGACGAAGAUGAGCUCAUUGAAAGCAUAGAAAACCUUGAAGACAUGAAAGGACAUUCUGUUCGCGAGUGGGUGUCCAUGCAGGCUCCACGCCUUGAGAUCAAGAACAGAUUUAAACAGUUUCUGCGUUCCUUUGUUGAUGACCAAGGAAAAAGUGUGUACAGAGAGAAAAUUUCACAGAUGUGUGAAGCAAACAAACAAAGUCUUGUAAUUGAUUACAACAUUCUUGCCAAUGAGCAGCAAGUUCUGGCAUACUUUCUUCCUGAAGCCCCAUCUGAAGUCCUGCAAAUCUUUGACGAGGGUGCCAAAGAAGUGGUUCUUGCCAUGUUUCCAAACUAUGAUCGUAUAACAAGUGACAUUCAUGUGAGAAUAUCUGAUCUUCCUUUGAUGGAGGAACUUCGAUCAUUAAGGCAACUACACGUGAACCAACUAAUCCGAACUUGUGGUGUGGUCACCAGUAGCACUGGAAUCCUUCCUCAGCUCAGUAUGGUGAAGUAUGACUGUCAGAAGUGCUCCUUUAUUUUGGGGCCUUUCUACCAAUCAGCCAAUCAGGAAGUGAAGCCUGGGUCAUGCCCAGAGUGUCAGUCACGCGGACCUUUUGAGAUAAACAUGGAUCAGACUAUUUAUCAAAACUUCCAAAAAAUCAAGAUUCAAGAGAGCCCCAGUAAAGUUGCCGCAGGCAGACUUCCAAGAUACAAAGAUGUCAUCCUUACUGGUGAUCUAGUGGACAGUUGCAAACCAGGAGAUGAGAUUGAACUCACAGGAAUUUACAGAAUAAACUAUGACACAAGCCUGAAUCGCUCAAAUGGUUUUCCAGUAUUUGCAACAGUGAUAGAAGCCAAUUACAUCACCAAACAGGAUGACAAAUUAGCAGUGACGAGUCUGACUGAUGAUGAUAUCAAGGCAAUCAUCGAGUUGUCAAAAGAGGAGAGAAUUGGUGAAAAGAUUAUCAACAGCAUUGCACCAUCCAUAUAUGGUCAUGAUGACAUUAAGAGAGCGAUUGCUCUUUUGCUGUUUGGAGGCGUGGCCAAAGAUCCAGGUGGAAAGCACAAACUUCGAGGUGACAUCAACAUCCUUCUAUGUGGUGAUCCAGGGACAGCUAAGUCUCAGUUUCUGAAAUAUGUGGAGAAAGCAGCUCAGAGAGCAGUGUUUACAACUGGUCAAGGUGCAUCAGCUGUUGGAUUGACAGCUUAUGUUCAGAGGCAUCCGGUCACUAAAGAAUGGACGCUUGAGGCUGGUGCAUUGGUGUUGGCUGAUAAAGGCGUCUGUUUGAUUGAUGAGUUUGAUAAAAUGAAUGAUGCAGAUCGUACAAGUAUUCAUGAAGCCAUGGAACAGCAGAGCAUAUCAAUCUCCAAAGCUGGCAUUGUGACCUCACUGCAGGCUCGUUGCAGUAUCUUAGCUGCUGCAAAUCCAAUUGGUGGACGUUAUGACCCAUCCAUGACUUUUGCUGAAAAUGUUGAUCUGACUGAGCCAAUCCUUUCUCGUUUUGACAUUCUCUGUGUUGUCAAAGAUACAGUGGAUCCUGUUCAGGAUGAGAUGUUGGCUAGGUUUGUCGUGAACAGUCACGUGAAGCAUCAUCCAAAUGCCGUGAACAGUGAGGAGAAUGAUGACGAGGACACGGAAGAGAUUUCUCCCCUGAGUGGAAAGGAGACUAUUCCGCAAGAGAUGCUGAAAAAGUACAUCAUAUAUGCGCGCGAGAAGAUUAACCCUAAACUGCACAACAUGGACCAGGAUAAAAUCGCCAAAAUGUUUGCUGAAUUAAGAAAGGAGUCAAUGGCCACUGGUUCUAUCCCUAUAACUGUGCGACAUAUCGAAUCCAUGAUCAGAAUGGCUGAAGGACACGCGAAGAUGCACCUGAGGGAAUACGUCACCGAAGAUGACGUCAACAUGGCAAUUAGAGUCAUGUUGGAGAGCUUUAUCGACACCCAGAAGUUCUCUGUUAUGAGGAACAUGAGAAAGGCUUUCUCUCAGUAUCUGGCUUAUCGCCGUGACAAUAAUGAGUUACUCCUGUUCGUAUUGAGGCAGUUGGCCAAAGAACAAUAUACCUUCUCCCGUAGUCGAUAUCGCAGCGAACCCGAUGUGAUUGAAAUUCAAGAAGACGAAUUCACAGACAGGGUCAGGCAAAUAAAUAUCACUAGUUUGGGAUCGUUCUACGAGAGCCCAAUGUUCACAUCUAACAGAUUCAUCCACGACAAGAAACGAAAGCUCAUCAUUCAAACACUGUGAUCUUUUACUUCACGAGAACGCUUGAAUAACCUUAGAUCAGAACUGUUUCGGCACUAUACCAGUCACACACUCCUUUUGGGGUUGACUGGGUUUAUAUGAAAUAGUUGCAUCUUUUCUCAUUCAUGCUGUAAGAGUUGCCAGGAUUUGGCUUCAUCUCGGUUCAAGUUAAGAAGGCUUUCAUUCUAAGGGCUUACUUAUGAAGGAGGCAUUGGUUACUUGAAUAUUUUGGAAGGUGAAAAGUAGCAAUUAGCCUGCGGGUAAGCUCUUAUUGACGGAGGGGCACGCGCCGUUAAGUCUGCGAGAUACAAGCUUGCAAGAGUGCUGUGAGGGGUCUGAAGAACCCCAUCUUGUAAAUUAAGCACUUUCUUUUUGUACAGAUCUUUUGUAUCGGCUGUUUGAAAUAUAAAUUUUCUUGAAACUUU